Gekko japonicus is the source of this 3624-nucleotide messenger RNA. RefSeq names its product phosphodiesterase 10A (gene PDE10A). The record is from RefSeq and is a predicted model, not a curated record. Gene Ontology annotation, molecular function: 3',5'-cGMP-stimulated cyclic-nucleotide phosphodiesterase activity; protein binding. NCBI's taxonomy places the organism in Eukaryota, Metazoa, Chordata, Lepidosauria, Squamata, Gekkonidae. The transcript is spliced from 23 exons. Bases 1 to 3624 code for a protein of 1207 amino acids. Gene Ontology annotation, biological process: negative regulation of receptor guanylyl cyclase signaling pathway; signal transduction.
AUGGUGAGCAACUACCCUUCCCUCUUUUUCGUGACUGUGAUGAACCCAGAGCUGAGCACACACAUCCAUGUGCGCACUCUCAUUGACUCAGGGUGUGCCAGAGACUUAAUCAAUCCUUCCCUGGUGACGGGGUUGGGGGCCCCUGUGGAGAAACUACCUGACCCCGUCGUCUUCACGCAGAUGGACGGUUCUUCCAUGAAAGAACCGUGUAAAUAUCAGACUGUCCCUUUAAGGAUGGGGGCGGGUACCCAUUGGGAACACCGGCCAUUUUUCAUCACUCUGGUGGCACAGUUCCCGCUGGUUUUGGGGAGCCUGUGGCUACACAAUCAUAAUCCCUACAUCCUAUGGGAGGAGAGGCAGGUGUGUUUUAUCUCUCCCAAAUGCCAUGAGCAUGGCUGGGAUCCUAACUGGGGAAUGACACCUCCCGAUGAACCAGUUAGAGCCUGUCUAGCUAAGGAGGAGCUGAAUGCCAUCCCUCCCGCCUACUGGGAUUUGGCUCGGAUAUUCGAGGAGGAAGAAGCAGAUGAAUUGCCCUCCCCCUGCAAUACUGACUGUGCCAUUGAGCUGUUACCGGGUCAUAAAUUGCCCAAGAGUAAGAUCUAUGCGAUGAGCCCUACGGAGAAGGAGGAACUGUGGAAGUUCAUUGAUAAAAACUUAGCUCGGGGUUUCAUUCGCCCCGCCCCCUCCCCAUUUGUGGCUCCUGUGUUGUUCGGGAGGAAAAAGGAUGGGGGGUUGUGCUUGUGUAUGAACUACUGGGGCCUGAACGCAGUAUCAGCCACCAAUGCCUACCCCCUCCCCCUAAUCAAAGACCUCUUGGCGGAGGUGGCCAAAGGGAAAAUCUUUUCCAAACUGGACUUACGAGAUACAUACUUCAGAGUGCUCAUCAAAGAGGGGGAUGAAUAUAAGACUGCAUUCAAUACCCCUCUGGGGCAAUUCAAAAACAAGGUUAUGCCGUUUGGUCUCCAGGGAGCGCCGGGGGUGUUUAUGAACUUGAUCAAGGAAGUGUUGCAUGAACACCAAUUUCGGGGGGGCCUUAUUUACAUUGAUGAUAUCUUGUUGUACUCCCCCGAUGAAGAGUCACGUGUGAAAUUGAAUGGGGUUUUGCAGUAUUUGGUAGAGAGGGUGGAUUUUGGGCCGCAAUAUAGGGAAUGGGUGAAAGCAUCUGAUGUUAAUGCCCCUUGCCUGGUGCGUAGCUUCCAUGCUUGCUUCCCAUCUAAAGUGGGGGGGACUUGGGGGGCGGGAUGUCGGUUGACACCGCCAUGGGAUGUCUCCAGUGCUAGGAUCACUGAAGAGAAGAAACCUUCAGGUCUGACAGAUGAAAAAGUGAAGGCCUAUCUUUCUCUUCACCCGCAGGUACUGGAUGAAUUUGUGUCAGAAAGUAUUAGUGCUGAGACAAUAGAGAAAUGGCUGCAAAGGAAAUGCAACGCAAAGGAAGAUGUUUCAGUCGCUAAGCAAGUCAACAGGUACCAGGAUACUGAUAUGCAAGGAGUGGUAUAUGAACUGAACAGCUAUAUAGAGCAGAGGUUGGACAUAGGAGGGAAUAACCAUCUGCUUCUAUAUGAAUUGAGUAGUAUUAUUCAAAUGGCUACAAAUGCUGAUGGAUUUGCAUUGUAUUUCCUGGGUGAAUGCAAUAAUAGUCUCAGCAUGUUCACACCACCAGGAGAAAAUGAUGGACAACCACGUCUUGUUCCUGUAGGGCCCAUUACACUUGGAACCACAAUAUCUGCAUAUGUAGCUAAAUCUAGAAGAACAUUGUUGGUGGAAGAUAUUUUGGGGGAUGAGCGAUUUCCCAAAGGUACUGGAUUGGAAUCAGGGACUCGUAUACAUUCUGUGCUUUGUUUGCCAAUUGUUACUGCAAUUGGUGACUUGAUUGGUAUCCUGGAACUCUAUCGGCACUGGGGAAAUGACAUCUUCCAUGUCAGUCAUCAAGAGGUUGCAACAGCCAAUCUUGCAUGGGCCUCAGUAGCAUUACAUCAAGUAGAGGUGUCAAAGGGCCUUGCCAAACAGACUGAACUGAAUGACUUCCUGCUUGAUGUAUCAAAAACAUAUUUUGAUAACAUAGUCGCAAUAGAUUCUCUACUUGAACAUAUCAUGAUAUAUGCAAAAAAUCUGGUGAAUGCAGACCGCUGUGCGCUAUUCCAGGUAGACCACAAGAACAAGGAACUGUAUUCAGACCUAUUUGAUAUUGGUGAAGAAAAUGAAGGGAAACCUGUCUUUAAGAAGACCAAAGAAAUAAGAUUUUCUAUUGAAAAAGGAAUUGCUGGUCAAGUAGCAAGAACAGGUGAAGUUCUCAACAUUCCUGAUGCCUACGCAGAUCCACGCUUCAACAGAGAAGUAGACGUCUACACAGGUUACACCACCAGAAACAUUUUAUGCAUGCCCAUUGUGAGCCGAGGAAGUGUGAUAGGCGUUGUACAAAUGGUGAACAAACUGAGUGGAAGUGCCUUCUCUAAAACAGAUGAGAACAACUUUAAAAUGUUUGCUGUCUUUUGUGCUUUAGCCUUACACUGCGCUAAUAUGUACCACAGAAUUCGCCAUUCAGAGUGCAUUUACCGUGUAACUAUGGAGAAACUUUCCUAUCACAGUGUUUGUACAGCAGAAGAAUGGAAAAACCUCAUGGACUGUGUACUCCCAUUAAAUAUCAACCAAGAAAUUGAACUGUACCACUUUGAUAUCAGUCCCUAUGAAGAUUUAUGGCCAGCCAUUUUUGUCCAUAUGGUCCAUCAGUGUUGUGGGACUGGCUGUUUCGAACUAGAAAAACUAUGCCGUUUUACUAUGUCUGUAAAGAAGAACUACCGCCGUGUGCCCUAUCACAAUUGGAAACAUGCAGUUACAGUUGCCCAUUGCAUGUAUGCCAUCCUUCAGCAUAACCAUGAGCUUUUCACAGACAUAGAACGAAGAGGUCUCCUCGUUGCAUGUUUAUGUCAUGACCUGGAUCACAGAGGUUACAGCAACAGCUACCUUCAGAAGUUUGAUCAUCCACUAGCUGCUCUUUAUUCCACCUCAACCAUGGAGCAACACCACUUUUCACAGACAGUAGCUAUAUUGCAGUUGGAAGGCCACAAUAUCUUCAGUAAUUUGAAUUCCACGGAGUAUGAACAGGUCCUGGAAAUCAUUCGCAAAGCCAUCAUUGCUACAGAUCUUGCUUUGUACUUUGGAAACAGGAAACAGUUAGAAGAUCUUUAUCAGACAAGAACACUAAACCUUAAAAAUCAAGCACAUAGGGACCGCGUAAUUGCAUUGAUGAUGACAGCUUGUGACUUGUGUUCUGUUACAAAAUUGUGGCAUGUAACCAGAAUGACAUCCAGUGAUAUAUAUGCAGAAUUUUGGACUGAGGGUGAUGAAAUGAAGAAGCUAGGUAUUCAACCUAUUCCCAUGAUGGACAGAGACAAGAAGGAUGAAGUUCCUCAGGGCCAGAUUGGGUUCUAUAACGCUGUAGCUAUUCCAUGCUACACUACACUCAUGGAGAUCCUCCCUGCCGCAGCACCACUGCUUCGGGCCUGCAAGGAAAAUCUCAAACAAUGGGAAAAAGUGAUGAACGGAGAAGAAGCUUAUGGAUGGCUACCAGCCCAGCAAGAUGAAACAGAGACAUCAGAUUCACUUCCAGUGAAGAUUGAUGACUGA